Messenger RNA from Vespula vulgaris, 3345 nucleotides. RefSeq names its product odorant receptor coreceptor (gene Orco). Gene Ontology annotation, molecular function: odorant binding; olfactory receptor activity. The coding region runs from base 693 to 2129 and encodes 478 amino acids. The record is from RefSeq and is a predicted model, not a curated record. Gene Ontology annotation, cellular component: plasma membrane. Gene Ontology annotation, biological process: detection of chemical stimulus involved in sensory perception of smell; sensory perception of smell. NCBI's taxonomy places the organism in Eukaryota, Metazoa, Arthropoda, Insecta, Hymenoptera, Vespidae. The transcript has 11 exons.
ACAAAUUUGUAAUGUUAAAUUUUGCCGCCACGUUAACGGAUUCCCGCUGUAAUUGCCUUACUUAAAUUAACGAAUAUUGUGAAUUCGUCUUUAUAAUAGUUCAAUGGAGUGCGAUGGAACGGUUCUUGAUCAAACGACAUCCUAUGAGAAAAGGAAAUCAUCGUUGGAACACAUCAGUUAGGUUAAUGAACUAUUCGAACCAAGAGAACACAUAAAGUUUUUACUUUAUCAGAAGCUGCUACGACGAUACAAGAAACAACAUGGCGUCAAGGAACGCUCCGCAGGGGUCGCUAGAACGUCUACGCCUGGUUACCGGCACGCGAUUGGUCCACGUUUGGCGCUUUAAAGAUUGGAAGGGGUUUUCUUGGCUGGCAGGUAGUCAUCGUGGAGGGAGGCUUGAUAAAAGGUGGAGGGAGAAGUAAGGGAAAGAAAGAAUAGAAAGAAGAGGGUGCCAGGUAAAUCGCUUGCAGGUGAUACGAGACUUACAACGCUGAAGACUGCGCAACCCUCUUCGUGAGUGUAUGUGCGAAGAACGGAUAUAGUCGAAUUGUUAGGCUAAUAGGCUAACUUAUUCCUUUUUUGAGUGAUCAAAAAAUACCAUUGAUCAGUGGUACUGCCUGAUAUUCUGUGCUUUGCGACUGGUGUUUGUUUACAGUUUUUUGUGCUGACCGGAUAUAAAAGCAACCGUAAAGAUGAAAUUGAAACAACAAGGUUUAGUAGCGGACUUGAUGCCGAAUAUUCGCAUUAUGCAAUUCGGUGGACACUUUAUGUUCAAUUAUAUUGAUAGUUCUACCAAGUUAAUGCAUAAAAUAUAUUGCUGCGUUCAUUUAUUUCUACUCCUUCUCCAAUUCGCUUUUGCUGGAAUAAAUCUCGCCCUUGAGAGUGGCGACGUCGACGAUCUCACGGCUAAUACAAUUACGAUGCUUUUCUUUACACAUUCUGUAGUCAAAAUAGUAUACUUCGCGGUCAGGAGCAAAUUAUUUUAUAGAGUACUAGCUAUCUGGAACAAUCCAAAUAGUCAUCCACUCUUUGCCGAAAGCAAUGCUAGAUAUCAUGCGAUAGCAUUGAAAAAAAUGAGAACUUUGCUCUUCGCUGUUGGAGCAACAACGGUUCUUUCAGUUCUCGCUUGGACUGGUAUCACGUUCGUCGGUGAUUCUGUAAAAAAAGUCACUGACCCUGAAACGAACGAGACCAGUAUAGUGGAGAUCCCUAGAUUGAUGCUUCGCUCUUGGUAUCCUUACGAUCCUAGCCACGGCAUGCCACACAUCAUGACUCUGAUUUAUCAAUUCUAUUGGUUAAUGUUCGCUAUGAUGAAUUCGAAUUCUCUCGACGUUCUUUUCUGUUCAUGGCUCUUGUUUGCCUGCGAGCAAAUUCAGCAUCUCAAGCAAAUCAUGAAACCUCUGAUGGAACUCAGUGCAACUCUCGACACAGUUGUACCAAAUAGUAGUGAAUUGUUCAAGGCUGGCAGUGCUGAGCAUUUAAGAGACACACAAGGUGCUCAGCCACUCCCGCAACCUCCACCAGGGGGCGAAAGUAUGCUGGAUCUUGACCUCCGUGGUAUAUACAGCAAUCGACAAGACUUUACGGCGACCUUCCGACCAACAGCAGGAAUGACAUUCAACGGUGGCGUAGGACCGAAUGGCUUGACCAAGAAACAAGAAAUGCUCGUUAGGAGUGCUAUCAAGUAUUGGGUGGAGAGACACAAACACGUCGUUAGAUUGGUAACCGCGGUUGGAGAUGCUUACGGUAUAGCUCUACUACUUCACAUGUUGACAACGACUAUCACAUUGACGCUUCUCGCCUAUCAGGCUACAAAGGUAAACUCUGUUAGCGUCUAUUCAGCUACGGUCAUCGGUUAUUUCUUGUAUACUCUCGGCCAGGUCUUUUUAUUCUGCAUAUUCGGUAACCGUUUGAUAGAGGAGAGUUCAUCAGUUAUGGAAGCCGCUUAUUCGUGUCACUGGUACGAUGGCUCUGAAGAGGCAAAAACUUUCGUCCAAAUCGUUUGUCAACAAUGCCAAAAAGCAAUGUCCAUCUCCGGAGCAAAGUUUUUCACCGUCUCUUUGGAUCUUUUCGCUUCCGUAUUGGGAGCUGUCGUGACUUACUUCAUGGUGUUGGUACAGCUCAACUGAACGAUCGAUUAUCAUAUUGUACGAAUAUAUUUUAGGACCUCGUAUAAAUCUUUCUUUUUUCUGGUCGUAUUUGGCAUACCGUCAGUUCCUCGAUUAUUCAUCAAGGAAUAUAUCAAAAUUCAAAUUUGUCAUUGUGAUCGAAACGCGACCAAAGUAAGAAUUCUUCUAACGAGGAGAUAAUUUUCAAAUAAUGACGGAUGAUAACAUUAUAUUUGAUAGGAAUAAUACUCUAUGUGCGGAAUUAAGUUUACGUAAGAGAAAUAUUAAGGAAAACGGGGAAAAAUAUUACGCUAAAAUCGCCGGAAAUACGUGUCAGUUCGUUGGACGAUACGAGACACGGAAGUUUCUUUCAAAAUAUUUUUUUUCUCGUCAUGUUAGGUUAUCGAAGGAAUCCUUUUAAUGUACUUUUCUACGUCGUCAAGAGAAAUCGUUUUAAUCGACUAUGAAUAUCAGACAAUAGUAUCUCAUCGAUAAAAGUGAAAUUCUGUGAUUUGUUUACAUGCUUAAAAAUCUUUUUAAGAGAAAGAACAAAGAUGCAAGAUGAAUUUCUUGUAUCGAAAUAUAUAUAACGAACGAUCGAUCAACUUGCAUCUUUGUUCUAUUCACACGAUGUCGAUGUACGAUAGUGUAUAGAUAGGAAGAUAAAUGGAUUUUACGUAUACGUAAAAUAAAUAAUAUCGGACGUGAUACGUCGAGAUAAUAAUUUAUAAUAAUACAGUACAAUAACAAUUAUUCUCAUUCGAUCGAACUAUCUUUCGAUUAAAAAAGUCUAUCGAAUUACUUGGAUGUUUUAACGUUAAUUUGAAUAUUUCUCUUUUCAUUAUAUAACGUCUCUAUAAUUAGUUUCACUAUAUUUGCACGAUAAAUAUUAAUUCGUGUGGCGUUCGUAAAAUUUCGUCGUUUCUUGUGAAAUAAAUUUCGUUGGUUUCAUAAAUGUGAGAGAACGAGAGUGAGAGAGAGAGAGAGACAGAGAGAGAGAGACAGAGAGAGAGAGAGAGAGAGAGAGAGAGAGAGAGAGAACGAGAGAAAGAGAAAGAGAGAGAAAGAGAGAAACAUACAAAAUCGAAGAGUUCAUUGUCUUAUAGAUAUAUUUAUUUAAUCGAAUAUUAUUAAUUAUUAUCGUUACUAAUAUAUUCAGUGAUAAGAGUUAAAGAAUUCGUCCCGUUUUGUUUCUAAAAUUAUAGGGGAAAAAAAAAAAAAAGAAAAAAAAAAAGAA